GGAAGGCACAGGGCCAGUAGAUAAACAUGGAGAUGUAAUGCUUGUGUUGGGUAAUUUUCACGAUGAAUCUGACUGGGAAGUUGUGUUUUUCUGUCUGCUCUGUGCGUAAGGCAGAGCAGGGAAGUUAUGACUGUCGGGGUACGGCUCAGCCAUGUGUUACUUAGGCGGAGUGAGGGCCAGUGUUGUGGUGCUGCACGCCGUGCUAGCCCUGGUCUUCUGCCUGGGUCGUACGCUCGCCUGCCCCUCCGUCUGCUUCUGUAAUCCCGUAACAAGCAUCGCCUACUGCUCUAGGAAAAACCUACCUUUCAUCCCCGAAGGAAUACCCGCUUCAACGAGCCAGAUCAAUUUGAACAACAACAACUUUGAAAAUCCAAAGCUCGAAAGAGCCAAUUUUACUGCGUUUAAAUUCCUGGUACAUUUGUAUCUAAGUGAUUGUGGCAUACAGGAAAUUGAAGCGGACACCUUUGCGGAUUUACGGAAUCUGAAAUGGCUGGACCUCACGAACAACAAGCUUGUCCGAAUACAGGAUUUCACAUUUCGUGGCUUAAAUCUGGACAAUUUGUUUUUGAGUGACAAUGACGGGCUGAGUUUCUCUCCUAAUGCCUUCCAGGGUCUGCGGACGACAGGUCUGUAUCUUCACAGCUCAAGAAUAAGUAACUUUACCCUGGACAUAUUUAAACCUCUCAAUGGAACUGUUCGGGCAUUAUGGCUGGACGAAAACAACUUUGAGAAAUUUAGUAUAGAAUGGUUGUACGUGUUUCGCACAUUGAGUCAUUUACGACUCGGACAUAAUCCUUUUCAUUGUAACUGUGAAAUUACCUGGCUGAGGGAUUUUUACCUAACCAAUAGUUCAGUGUUUUCAAACGCCAUUCCCCCGUCAUGCGAAACACCGCCUAGACUCAAAGGAAAAUUUUUUAAUGAGAUGAGCAGAGAUGAAUUCAGUUGCCAGCUUCCUGUGUUCAGCGAGGUAGACAUAACGCUGGAAUUAGACGAUGGAGAGUUGCUGUGUGAGGCCAACGGAGAUCCCACCCCCACCCUCGUGUGGAUCAAACCCUCGGGGAAGAAAGUAACUUAUGGACCAUCACAAAAUGAGAGUAUUCAUGUGACCACAGCUGUGUUGGGGAUUACCCGAGGAGAGGGGACAGACAAGGAGAAGUACACCUGCAUUGCUGAGAACCCUGCAGGAGAUGUCAGGGUAAACGUGCUGGUCAGCUGGCCCUUGAUCCCCCAACCCGAAGUGAUCAGCGUUGAUAAGCAAGAGGAAGGAGGAGGCAAACCUCCGUACGAAAAAUGGGAGGGGUACGAGCCGAGCCAAAUGGGGGACACGUCCGCCAUCAACGCCACCCCAGCCAAGGAAGAGGAAGAGAAAAGUUUUACCGUGGUGCAGCUUGUCUGUGCUAUCGUCGGCACAUUCCUGUUAAGUCUACUUUUGUGCAUCAUUCUGUUUCAUCUGUAUUACAAACAUCAGGCCGAUGUCAUAUUCCGCGAGAGUAAAGAGAGAGAAAAGACCCCGGACAAUGUGUAUAUUACGUCCGAUUUGGACGGUGAACAGGCUAUAAAGAUGAUCAACCAUCAUCAUCACCAUCACUACGCCACACCGGGUGAAACCUACGAACCUCAGGAAACCCCGAGCUGAACACCACCUCCCCUACCACCCUACACGCCCUUCACCCCGAUGGGCGACACAGCUGACAAGCUGUGGGGAUGUGCCGAUAUACCCAGGGCGGUAUACCGCCUGACCCCUCACCAUUGAGAUAGUAGGGCCGUUGGAAGUAUAUAUAUAUCCCAAAAAGAGCUCAGUAUUCGAUACAAACAGACAUUUCCAUGACAUCAUUUUCAUUUCUGUUGUCCUCUCACCUCCCGGCUGUCGUGAAAAAUAUUGUCAUAUUAAAAUACUCAAUCCCCGCCCAACUUCACAGCCCAUCGUGUGUGU
Liolophura sinensis is the source of this 1933-nucleotide messenger RNA. RefSeq names its product immunoglobulin superfamily member 10-like. The transcript has a single exon. The record is from RefSeq and is a predicted model, not a curated record. NCBI's taxonomy places the organism in Eukaryota, Metazoa, Mollusca, Polyplacophora, Chitonida, Chitonidae. Gene Ontology annotation, molecular function: protein binding. Bases 152 to 1636 code for a protein of 494 amino acids.